ACACAGGGGGGCGCGUUUAGUAUAAAAGCAGCUCAGGAGCAACAACAGCAGCGUGCGUCCCAGUUCAGACCUGGUUCUGGUCUGGGUUAACUGGAGGUUUCAGACAGAACUCAGCUGUGAGAGAUUAACUCCGGGAAUCUGUUUGUUUCAGGACUAUUUUCCCUCCUCCUCCUGGAUUAUGCGCUGGAUUGUGCGGCGCAGGAUUAUGCGGGAAACCCGCGAAGUGGUGCGCAAAGCGGAUGGAGAGGAGGUGCAGAAACCUGUGGCGUGAGGCUGGGAAUGUGGCGGGGAAACAAGUCUGGAUGAGCCCUCUGCUCUCCUGUUUGACUCCACCUGAAUGAUCAGGAGGUAGAGGAGGACCAGGGUUCACUUCAGGAAACCACCUGAGGAGGAAACAAAGGAUCCAGACUCAUCUCCAGCACUUUUUCCUUUCUUUUAAAAGUUCCUUUCAUUUCCCCCCCUCCUUUGUUAUUUUCUUUUUGGCCCCUCUGAUCCCCGAAGUGGCUCCGAAGUGGUGUUGCGGACCCUCGUCCCCGGCGGAUCCAGAGAUUGGAGUCUCCGCGCCGGGAGGAGGCGCUCCGGCCGCCCCGCGGGAAGCUCCGAAGAGCGGCCGCGUCAAGAGGAUGGUGCGCCUGGCCGCGGAGCUGCUGCUGCUCCUGGGACUCCUCCUCCUCACCCUGCACAUCACCGUGCUGCGGAGCAACCCGCUGCCGCAGGACAAUGUCACCCUGAGCCUGGAGCAGGGCGCGGCGCUUCCGGAGCACAAAACCCUGAGUUCACGAAGCGGUUCUUCUGAGCAGCUGACUCCUGAAAGUCGGAGGUCCGGUCCGGAGCACCGGUCGUCCCACCAGCCUGCAUCGCUGCCCUGGGCKCAGGACGGCACCAAAGACGGCCCUGGGGCCUUCCUUCUGGAUCUGCAGAACUUCCCGGACCUCUCCAAAGCUGACAUCAAUGGACAGAAUCCCAACAUCCAGGUGACCAUUGAAGUGGUGGAUGGUCUGGAGGGCCAUCAACCUGAGAAUGGGCUCCGUAAAGAACCCAAACCCAGCUGGGCCUCUCCUAACUGGAGAAACUGGUGGCCUCACACGUCUUCAUCCUCCUCCCAUCAACCAGAUGUGCACGAUCGCUCCUACGGGAGCAAAACCAAGGACAGCAACUUCCUCAGGCCACCGGCAGACUGGGACAGGAGGGGAAGCAAAACCCAAACUGAAUAUGACUACAUGGACGGAGAGGGAGACUGGAGUACCUGGUCGACCUGCAGCGUCACCUGUGGGAACGGCAACCAGAAAAGAACGCGGUCAUGUGGCUACGCCUGCACGGCCACCGAGUCCCGAACGUGUGACAUGCCCAACUGUCCAGGUAUUGAAGAUGCCUUCAAGACCGCAGCCACCGAAGUGAGCCUGUUAGCUGGAAAAAAUGAGUUUAAUGCCACAGAGCUCUUUGGUGUUGACACAGACAGCUGCGAGCGGUGGAUGAACUGCAAAAGUGACUUUCUGAAGAAGUACAUGACUAAAGUGGCAAACGACCUUCCCAGCUGCCCUUGCUCUUACCCCACCGAGGUGGCGUACAGCACCGCGGACGUACACGACGYCCCCACGCGCCGAGACUUCCGCUGGAAAGACGCCAGCGGGCCCAAAGAGAAGCUGGAGAUCUACAAGCCCACGGCCCGCUACUGCAUCCGCUCCAUGCUGACCUUCGAGUCCACCACGCUGGCGGCGCAGCACUGUUGCUACGACGACAGCAUGAAGCUCAUCACUCGGGGCAAAGGGGCCGGCACGCCCAACCUCAUCAGCACAGAGUUCUCCGCUGACCUGCACUAUAAGGUGGACAUCCUGCCCUGGAUCGUCUGCAAAGGAGACUGGAGCCGCUACAACCAUGCCAGGCCGCCAAACAAUGGGCAGAAAUGUCCGGACAGUCCCCAGGAUGAGGACUACUACAAACAGUUUGAAGAAGCAAGGGAGUUCUAGUCCGCUGUGAGGUGAAAAGACAAAAAAAUAAUAAUAAUUCAAAUUAAACGGCCUGAAUCAGCCAGAGACCCUUGCAUGUUCAUGUAAAUGUAACUCAGUCUCAAAGGGAUGAACGUGUUCUUAAAAAGAGGCUUGUUUUUGUAGAAACGCCUGUUUAGUUUGUCUCAGUAGAUUCUGUGGUUUUAGAUUAAUGAGGUCCUCCAGGAAUGAGUUGGAGGGCCGUGGGGGGGGGGGGGGGAUCCAGAGAACAGGGGCAUCUGGGUUCUUUUGUAAUUUUAUUAAUCGCAAUAUUCAAGUUUUUACCUAAACUUGUGGGUACAUUUAUUUAGCAUGACACUUUUACAAUUUUCAUCAAUUUACAACAGUAAUUUAACUGUCCUCGAGGGGGUUUUCAUUGUAAAAAGCCUGCAUUAUUUUUGUAAAGUAUUUAUUAAGUUGUAGUUGCGUUCAGGUUUGGCGUCUAUGACUGAGGUUUUUAGUCACAUAAGGAUGAAUGUUGCCUUGAGAUUCCUCUCUAGUUUCUUUUUUGUUGUUGCCAUCCUUGUGCAAAUCUGUCUCAAGUUACUGGAUCUAAAUAGUGUGUAAAGAAUGUGUGAAUUCAACUUUAAGGACAGAUUUGUUUAAGAUAUAAUUCUAUAAAUAAUUUUUUUUAAAGUGGAAUAAAUGAAUUUUCAUGAUGUCACAAAAAGUAUCUUAAAAAAAGCAAUGAAUUGAUGAUUGAAUAAACCCCAUUAAACAUAUCAAAUGGUGAAAAUAUUAAAAUUAGAAAAAAAGAGUUUUUGAUUUUAUUUUUUUGGCAGAAACACAUCUUAAAAUAGUUGGAACAAGGGAAACAAACAACUGUAAAAGUAAAUGGUAGGAAUAGGAAACAGCUGGAAAAGCAAUUUGUAACAAAUUACGUUAACUGCAAAAAAGACUAGAAAAAGUUUUUGUCCCUCAAAUAAAUAAAUAAGAUUUAAAGACUUUGAA
Molecule: messenger RNA, 2936 nt
Organism: Austrofundulus limnaeus
Lineage: Eukaryota; Metazoa; Chordata; Actinopteri; Cyprinodontiformes; Rivulidae
Gene: ism1
Product: isthmin 1
Exons: 6
Coding region: 624-1967 (447 amino acids)
Biological process (GO): negative regulation of angiogenesis
Source: RefSeq, a predicted model, not a curated record